AUGUUUUAUAAAAAUAACAAAUAUAUCAAUAAUAAACACCACACCACUCUAUUAAAACUAAAAAAAUGUCCACUACUGAAACUACUUUUUUCGAAGAAACUAUUUCUAAAACCCACGCAAUAUAUAAGCCAGAGAGGGCAGAUAUUGGUUAUAUUUAUCUGCAGGCUGCCCAUAUGCUCAACGUAUCUGGAUCACAAGAUCAUUAAAAAAUUAACUGACGUUAUUGGUGUCAGCGUUGUUCACUGGAAAUUGGAUAAGAAAACAGGUUGGAAACUUUUGAAUGCAGGAGAAACUAAAUUAGGAGAAAACGCCUUUAAGAUUGAUGGUGGUAUCUUGAGCUCUCAGGAUGACACCUCAUCUCCCUUAGGUGAUCUAGAUGAGUCUAGUAACAGAUUAUUCAAGGAUGGUACGUUUGACCCUCAUUACGGCGUCACACAAAUUAAGGAAUUAUAUGAUAUGACAGAUAAACAGUAUAAAGGUGAAUAUUUCUGGCCUAUUUUAUGGGAUUUGAAGACGAAAACCAUUGUUAACAACAAUUGGGACCAAAUUGAUGCCAUCUUAAACAGUGCGUUUAAUGAUUUUGAUGAGACAAAGGGAACUGUUGACAUUUUUCCAGAGACUCUAUCAUCUCAAAUUGAAAAAUAUAAUGAGUGGUUGUUUCCUCAUAUCAUUGACGGAGUUUAUAAUGUCGGGUUGGCAGAAAAACAGUCAGUUUAUGAAACCAACUUGAUUAACUUUUUUAAAGAUAUGGACAAAAUUGAAAAUAAAUUGAGGGAAGUGCAUGAUACAUUGGCCAAGGAAUAUGGUGCUUCAAAUGAGGAAGAGAUUUUGAAGAGAUUCUUCCUGUUCGGUGGCCAAAUUACUGAAAGUGAUAUCAGACUAUUCGUUACCAUGAUUCGAUUCGAUUCGAUUUAUGCAGUUCACUUCAAAUUAAACUAUAGAUUGGUUAGAAGUGACUACUAUUAUAUCCAUUUAUGGAUGAGGAAUUUAUAUUGGAAUUAUCCAGCAUUUGGCCACACCACAGACUUUAACCAUAUUAAACUCUUGUAUACACAUGGAAUGAGAAACAUUAAUCCAAACGGUAUUGUGCCAUUAGGUCCUGAAUAUGAUAUUUUGAAGUUAUGA
Messenger RNA from Naumovozyma dairenensis CBS 421, 1125 nucleotides. RefSeq lists its product as uncharacterized. The transcript has a single exon. NCBI's taxonomy places the organism in Eukaryota, Fungi, Ascomycota, Saccharomycetes, Saccharomycetales, Saccharomycetaceae. Gene Ontology annotation, molecular function: glutathione transferase activity. Gene Ontology annotation, cellular component: cytoplasm. The record is from RefSeq and is a predicted model, not a curated record. Bases 1 to 1125 code for a protein of 374 amino acids.